UCUCAUUGGAGAAUUUUUCCCUAUGAACUUAUGAAUUCAUAAUUUAGCAAAUUCAUCUCAAACACAGUUGGAGUCCUGGUUUUGCUCCUAGUUAUCUUCUCUGUUACUUAUUCAACAUAUACAGAAUUAGCUAGUGAAACCUUCUGAAACAUUUAUAUUGAUAAGAAAAAGUGUUUUAAGAAAAAUAUCAGGUUGCUCAAGUUUCCCAAACUACCACAUCUGGGAUACAAUGUAUAUGCUGCCCACAUCACAGUGGUGGUGCUCUUCUUUGCGUCCUGCAUCAUCACUUCUACAGCCACUCAGAAUCACUUGGGUGGACAGAAUUCUUGCUCGGUUUUAAAUACAACCACUUACACUCUGAGAAAUAAAAAUAUGAAUAUACUGUGAGUAGUAUCAGGAUAUUUUCUUUAGAAAUGAGAGAAAAUUCUUCUAUUGUUGUGAAAGAUAUGUUUAUUUGUAAGUUGUGAGACUCUUAUCUGUGACCUCUGUCCUUUUCUGUAACAAAUAUGUGUAUCAACUAAUUUCUUUAGGAGAAUUUGCUCUCAUGUUGGUCUUAAUCAAUUUCUGAGUUUUUAAAGUAAGGGAGGGAAAGUCAUGAUCAUGAGUGGGUAAUAGUUUUCAUUGUUCACCUGUGGACCUGAGAAACACCCUAGAGAUACCAAAGUAUAAAAGAAAAUGAGACACAUAAAAACAGAAAUAAUGCCAAAGGAGAAAAAUAAUAAAAGGGAAGGAACACUGAACCUUUUCUUUUUUUUACAGUAUCUAUUUAGAGAAUUAUGUUCAGCUUAAAGAGAGAUCAAAGUAAACAAUAUCAUUAGUAUUUAAUACUUAAAGAUAAUCAUUAAUAAUCAUUAUAGGUUUACCCUCAGAUCCACUCGACAUUAACACUCAAAAGAGGAAUGCUGUUUGCACAUGGAUGUAAUUUAUUCCUAACAUAGAAAACAUAGGUAGAUGAAAGAUGCAUAGAUAGGUAACAGACUGAACAGACAGAAUUUUGUCUUAUUGAACAGGAUAAUAUUUAUAUUUCAGAGUCUAGAUAUUUCCUAGCAUCCAUUUAUAUAAUUGAAAAUAAACCUUGCUUAGUGAUAAUCCUGAGUUAUGAGGAGCUUACAUUCAGAGUUCAUCAAUCAGAACCUCAUUUCCUUUCAAUUUGCUUAAUCUGUUUCUGCAUGACACUACUGUGAUAUUAUUUUCUAAUCAAUUUACUUCAGAUCAAUUCUGCUGUAUUAUAAAUUUUAAUUAAUGGUAAAUUGUAUGCCAUAAAUCAUUAUGCCAAGAAUAUAUUAUAUGAUCCUCUAUAUAGGUUCUCUCCUGAAAGUUCUCCUAAAAUAUAUAUAGCAUAAUAUAUGUAUAUAUAAUAGUAUAUAGUAGUAGUAGUAUAUAUAGAAUAGCAUAUUGCAUAGUGGUAGAAUUAUAUAUAUGUACAUAUUAGGAGAGAGUAAGCCAAAAAUUUAAUUUUAUAGUAAGUACCUUAUAGAAGGAGAGCAACUGAGAAUUGAAGAAGGCCUAUACACAGUACAGAGAAAUGGUAGGGUUGUGUUACAUCAUUGGUACUGCAUUAAAAUAUCCCCUCAACUCCCAAGUACAGUAGUGCCCCCCCUUAUCUGUAGGGAUAGAUUGAGGAUCUCCUGUCAGUGCCUGGAACAAAUACAUGCUAUUUUGUUCUAUACAUGCCUAUGAUAAUAUCCCAUAAAAAAUAAGGCACAGUAAGAUAUUAGCAAUAACGAUUAAUAAAAAUAAAACUAUAAUGAUAUAUUAUAAAAAAGUUACAUGAAUGUGAACCUUCCCAAAAGAGUCAAGACAAAUAGUAAUAUUUUCAUACUACAGUUCAAUGCAGGUAUGUGAUACGUAGGAAAGCAUGAUAGUAAAUCAGUGAGGCUACUGUAUAUGACCUAAUUAGAGUUACUUAGUACACUGGCUACUGUUAGUGCCCCACCCGGAUUCCCAGCACUAGUGGACUGAAGCUAAUUUACAGGACACCACUGUCCUUAAACCAUACUCUUUGCAGACCUGAUUUCCUCAUUCCCCUUUUAUAAAGUGUACAAUAUAAUCUCAUCUCAGGCUCUGCUUCCUGUAGAAUCAAUAAUAGACAUGUAGUUUCCAUUUCUCCAAAAUUUCUCUUCACAAUUAUGCUUUACAAUCUCUAAAUAGAUGCUAAACUUCAAUGUGAACACCACAUAAAUAAAUCCCAUUUUUCUUCUCACUAACUGAUAAUCUGUCAAAUCUAGGUUUAGAGGACAUCCUGAAUAAAAUGGAUUAUGGAAAUCAGUCCACAGUGUCAGAUUUUGUGCUUCUGGGACUCUUCCAUGCCUGGAAUAUUCAGGUCUUACUCUUAAUAUUUUCUACACUUUACCUCAUCAUUGUAUCUGGAAAUAUUGUUAUUGUGAUUUUAAUCAUCACUGAUCCCCAUCUCCACUCUCCUAUGUACUUCUUUUUGGCCAACCUGUCCUUUGUUGACAUGUGGCUUUCUUCAAACACCACUCCUAAAAUGAUUACAGACUUUCUGAGGAAGAACAAAACAAUUUCCUUUGGAGGAUGCAUGUGCCAGAUCUUCUUUGCUCAAUGUAUUGCUGCACUUGAGAUGGUGCUUUUAGUAGUAAUGGCCUUUGAUCGCUACGUUGCCAUCUGCAAACCACUCCAUUACACUACUAUUAUGAGCCUACAAAAGUGCACUGGGCUGGUAGUGACUGCUUGGACCAUUGGCUUUGUGCACGCUCUGAGUCAAAUUGUGUUUAUUGUGCAGCUGCCCUUCUGUGGUCCUAGGGAAAUAGACAGCUUCUUCUGUGACAGACCAUUGGUGAUCAAGCUUGCCUGCAUGGAUCACCAUAAUUUGGAAAUUUUCCUGAAUGUUAACUGUGGGUUUGUGGCUAUAACUUCCUUUAUCCUUUUGUUGAUAUCCUACACAUAUAUUCUUCUCACUGUCUGCAAAAGUUCUAAAGCUGGAGCAUCCAAGGCCCUCUCUACCUGCACUGCCCACAUCACAGUGGUGGUGCUCUUCUUUGGGCCCUGCAUCUUCCUCUAUGUGUGGCCACUCAGCAUCACCUGGAUUGACAAGUUUCUUGCUGUGUUUUACUCUGUGUUUACACCUCUCCUAAAUCCAAUUAUUUAUACUCUGAGAAACAAAGAGAUGAGAAAUGCUAUGAAAAGAUUCAGGAGCUACUCCAUGUAUUCCUAGGCAAAUAAUAAGUGUCCAGAAACCUAAUAAUUCUUCAUUAUUUGGGAGUAUUCCAAUCAGCCUUUCUAUGUCUUAUUCUAUAUUAAAUGAGAUCUAACAAAGAUAUACAACCAUCUCAUUGAAAGCAUCUUAAUCAGUUUCCUUAAAUUUUCUCUCAAGUUCACUUGGAAAAGUGAAUUUUUGAGCAUUGGCACCACCUUCAAAGUUUUCUUUUGAAUCUUAUCAAUGAAUAUUUCUGGGGGGCAGUGCUUGGCAAAGCAGGUUAAGCAGGUGCCUGCAGCACCAGCAUCCCAUAUGGGCACUGGUUCAAGCCCCAGUUGCUCCACUUUUGAUAUAGCUCCAAGAUAAUGUGCCUAGGAAGGCAGUGGGAGAUGGCCCAAGUGCUUGGGCCACUGCGCCCACAUGGGAGACCUGGAGGAAGCUCCUGGCUCCUGCUUUUGGCCUGCCCCCCAUCCCUGACCACUUUGGCCAUUUGGAAAGUGAACCAGCAGAAGGAAGGUCUAUCCCUCCUCCUUUCUCUUUGUCACUCUGCCUUUCAAAUAAAUAAAAUAAAUCUUUGAAACAAAUUCUGUUAUUAUUUUCUUAACCUAGCCUCCUAGGUUCCCCCCACUAAUGGGAAAAAAACAAGGGAAAAAUGAAAAGUAGAUGAAAUAAGUAAUAAAGUAUAUAGGGAAUAGCAAUGGAGACUAUUCUUGUUUGGAUUUCACUAACUUAAUAAGGUUAAAGAACAUAAAGUAAGACCUAUUUGUAUUUAAUUUAAUUAUCUCUGUCUCAAGGUCUAAAAUUUUUGUAAAUUAUUAUUAUUGUAUGUUUGGAAAUUCAUUUCUGUGCAUUUUCAUAAGUGUUUGUUGGUCAUUUGAAUUUCCCCUUGAAAAAUCCCUGAUUAACUCGUUCACCCAUUUCUUUACUGGAUUGUUUGUUUUGUUGUUAUUGAAUUUCUUGAGCUCUUUAUAUAUUCUGGAUGCUAAUCCAUUAACAGUUUGCAGUUUGCAAAUAUUUUCUCCCAUUCGGUCAGUUGCCUCUUCAUUUUGCUGAGUGUUUCUUUUGCAGUACAGAAGCUUCUCAGCUUGAUGUAAUCCCAUUUUCAAUUUUGGCUCUGAUUCCUGUGCUUCUGGGGUCUUUUCCAAGAAGUCUUUGCCUAUGCCAACAUCUUAUAGAAUUUCCCCCAUGCUGUCUAAUACUUUGAUGGUAUUAGGUCCUCGACCCAUUUUGAGUGGAAUUUUGUUUAAGGUAUAAGGUAGGGAUCUAGUUUCAUACUUCUGCACAUGAGAUUCAGUUUUUCCAGCACCAUUUGUUAAAAGAGACUCUCUUUGCUCCACGGAUUGAUUUCAGCUCUUUUAUUAAAUAUGUUGGCUAUAGAUGCAUGGAUUGUUUUCUGAGUUUCUAUUAUUUUCCAUUGGUCUAUAAGUCUGUUUUGGGGCCAGUACCAGGCUAUUUUGAUUGUAGCUGUCCAGUGGUAUGUCUUGAAAUCAGGUAUUCUGAUGUCUCUAGCUGUUGUUGUUGUUGUUGUAUAAGAUUGCUUUAGCUUUGGAAGAUCUCUUGUGUGUCCAUAUGAAUUUCAGCAUAGUUUUCUAUAGAUCUGUGAAGAAUGUUGUUGGUAUUUAGAUUGAGAUUGCACUGAGUUUAUAAAUUGCUUUUAGUAGUAUGGACAUUUUGAUGAUGUUGAUUUGAUUCUUCCUAUCCAUGAAAUUGGAAGAUUUUUCCAUUUUUAAUGUAUUCUUCCAUUUCUUUCUUUAGAGUUUUGUAAUUUUCACUGUAAAGAUCUUUGACAUUCUUGGUUAAAUUUAUUCCAAGGUAUUUGAUUCUUUUUGGAGCUAUUGUGAGUGGUACUGAUCUUACAAGUUCUUUCUCAGCUAUGGCAUUGUCUGUGUAUGCACAGGCUGUUGAUUUUUCUGUGUUGGUUUUAUGUCCUGCCACUUUACCAUAGUCUUUUUAUAAGUUUCAAUAGUCUCUCAGUGGAGUUUUUUCCAUCCCCUAUGUAAAGGAUCAAGUCAUAUGCAAAUAAGGAUACUUUGACUUCCUCUUAUCUAAUUUGUACCUCUUUGAUUUAUUUUUCUUGCCCAAUGGCUUUAGCUAAAACUUCCUGGGCUAUAUUAAAUAGCAAUAGUGAGAAUGGGCAUCCUUGUCUGCUUCUGGUCUUAGGGGGAAUGCUGCCAGCUUUUCUCCAUUCAGUGGGAUGCUUGUCAUAGAUUUGUCAUAAAUUGCUUUGAUUGUAUUGAGGAAUGUUUCUUCUACACCCGUUUUCCUUAAGGGUUUCUUCGUGAAAGGACAUUGUAAUUUAUCAAAUGCUUUUUCCACAUCUGUUGAGAUUAUCAUAUGAUUUUUGUUCUUCAGUUUGCCAAUACACUGUAUUAUAUUGAUAGAUUUGUGAAUGUUGAACCAUCUUUUCAUUCUGGGGAUAAAUUCCACUUAGUCAGGGUGAAUGAUUUUUCUGAUGUGUUGUUGGAUUCAAUUAGUUAAUAUUUUGUUGAGGAUUUUUGCAUUUAUGUUCUUCAGGGAUAUUGAUCUAUAGUUCUCUUUCUCAGUUGCAUCUUUUCCAGGUUUACAUUUGGGAGGAUUGCUUCCUUUUCAAUUCUUUUGAAUAUCUUGAGAAGAAUUAGAAUUAGUUCUUCUUUAAAUAUCUUGUAGAAUUCAGCAGUGAAGCCAUCCGAUCCUGGACUUUUUUUUUGUUGGGAGCAUCUUUAUUACUGAUUUAAUAUACAUCUUAGUUAUUGGUCUGUUUAGGUUUUUCUAUAUCUUCAUGACUCAAUUCUUGUAGAUUGCAUCUUUCUAGGGAUCUAUUCAUUUCUUCUAGGUUUCCUAGUUUGCUGGCAUACAGCUAAACAGCUUUUAAUUUCACUGAUUUUUUGUAUUUUUGUUUCAGUUUUAUUUCUUCUCUAAUUUUAGUUAUUUCUUUCCUCCUACUAGUUUUGGGUUUGGUUUGUUAUUGAUGUUCUAGGUCCUUGAGAUGCAAUGAUAGUUCAUUUAUUUGCUACCUUUCCAGUUUCUUCAAGUAGGCACUGAUUGCUAAGAACUCCCCUCUUAACACUGUUUUUGCUGUAUCCAGUAGUACUUGAUAUGAUGUGUGGUCAUCUUCAUUUGUUUCCUGAAAUUUUUUGAUCGCUCUUUUGAUUUCUACUAUGACCCACUGUUCACUCAGAAGUAUGUUGUUUAGUCUCCAUGUGUUUAUCUAUGUUCUAGAGAUUCUUGAGUUGUUGAUUUCUAGCUUUAUUCCAUUGUGGUCAGAGAAGAUGCAUGGAAUGAUUUAGAUUUUUUGGAAUUUGCUAAGACUUGCUUUUUGUCCUAGCAUAUAGUCUAUCAUAGAGAAUGUUCAAUUCACUGAUGAGAAGAAUGUGUAUUCUAAUACUACUGGAUUUCAAGUCUUAUAACAAUAUUAAGAUAUCAAGACAUGUUACACUGGAAAAAUACCAGAUACAUAGGCAAAUAGACAGACUCAAGCCAAUAAAUAGACAUAAAUGUGGUUAACUGAUCUUUGACAAAGUACCAAAGGAAACACAAUGGGUGAAAAAGAGUCUCUAAAACAAAGUUUGCUGGCAAAACUAAACAUCCACAUACACACACAAAAAAAAUAAUUCUAGACACAGACCUAAAAUCCUUCACAAAAAUUAACUCAAAACAAAUCACAAACCCAAAUACAGAACUCAUAGAAAAUAUUAGAAAUUUAAGUAGCCUUGAGUGUGUGGUAACUUUUUAGAAAUGACACCAAACACACAAUAUAUAAAAGAAAGAAACUAUAUAUUGAAUCUUGUGUCACUACAGAAAUACACAUCAGAACAGCAACAAGAUACCAUACGCACAAAUUUGAAAUGGCCAAAAGCUAUAACACUGAUAAUACCAAAUGCUGACAAGAGAAUAGAGCAAGAAGAAAUUUCACUCAUUACCAGUGGGAGUGCAAAAUAAUGGCAUCAUCUUGAAAGGUAUUUCUGGAAAAAAAAAAAACUGAUAUCUUAGGUUUCAGCUGUUUUGAUACUUGGUAUUUAACAAAAAGAAUUAAACAAUUAUAACUGCCUAGUAAUCUGAUAAAAGACAUUUAUGACAACUUUAUCAUUUCCAAAACUCAGAAACAACCAACAUGUUCAUCAGUAGAUGAAUGAAUGAAUAAACUGUGAUAAUGUCCAGAUAAUUGGACAGUGUUCAGCACUACAAAUAAAUGAAAUAUAAAGCCUGAAAAAAUGUUGAGAAAACUUAAAUUCAUGUUACAUCACCAAAUAAGUGUUGCUAUGCAUAAAAGUGAAUAGAAGCCUAGGGAAACCGUGUCCAAUGUACAAAUUACAAAACUUAGUUUACUAAAGUAUACAACUUUAUAAAUAACAGAUGGGAUGUGACAUGACAGAUAAAAGAAGGAAGCAAAACAUUUAGAUAUCAUAAGAAAUGUCUCUUGUGCUCAUAGCAUCUUCUUUAUUCCCUUUGGAAUAUAUGAUUCCUGGUCAAAUGGAACAGAGAUACUGAGACUGAGAACAUCCAUCCCUGCUGCUUAAUGCCUUUGCGUUGUGUGGACUUUACAAGAACUUCUAAGAAUGUUUGUUUUGGCCACAGCAGGUAAGGGAUACUCCAUCUGCCAGAAGGCUUUUCAAAAGUAUGAAAAUAGCAGAAACCCGUUUAUUAUCUGAUGGAAGCUCAAAAGGGAGAAGAUAAAAUUCUUGUUUAUUCUCAACCUCAAUUACUCAAUUACCAAAAUUACCUUUUAAUCUUUUGGAUCACAGCCCCUUAAAACUCUGGGCUAAAUCAGAAGUAAAGCAGAAUUUCUUAAGGUAGUUUUAUUUCCAGGUACACUAAAAACUUGAACUUUAAGGGAUCAGCAUUGUGGGACACACUGAAGGUUAAGCCACUGUCUGCAACAGCAGCUUCCAAGUGAGGAUUUGUGCCCCAGCUGCUCCAAUUCCGAUCCAGAUUCCUGCUAAUGUGCUUGGGAAAGCAGCAGAAGAUUACCCAAGUACAUGGGCCCUUUCAACCACGUGGGAAACCUGGAUGGAAUUCCAUAUUCCUGGCUUUAGCCUGGCCCAGCCAUGACUGUUGUGAAUAGCUGGGGAAUGAAACAAAUGGAUUGACAAUUUAUCUCUCCCCUCCAGAACUAUGUCUUUCAAAUAAAUAAAUAAAUAUUUUUUCAAAAAUAAUUGAACUGUCUUCAAAGGAAUUCCAUCUAAGACAUCUCAUGUCCAUAUAAGCACAACCUCAUAAAGAUGCAUGCUUGUAUCUCUUUUGACCCAUGAAAAUGAAACAUGUGCUUCUUUUCUCAUGAUUUUCCUAGGAGAACCAAGAGAUAUGGAUAGUUCAUUCAUUUUAAUCCUGGAUUUGAGGUCAAAAGCUUAGAAAUUAUGUCUUCCUUAUGUACAUCCUUCUUUGAUGGCCCCUUCUUUCCACUGGGGUCUCACUCACAGAGAUCCUUCAUGCAGAACCGUUUUUGCCACUAUGUCUUGGCUUUGCAUGCCUGAAAUGCUCUCAUGGUAUUUUCAGUUAGACCUUAGGGGAUGAUUCUGAGGUCAGAGUGCUGUUUAGGAUGUUUGUCAUUCUAUGAGUCUGCUGUGUGGACUUCUUCCCAUGUUAGAACUUCCUCCCUUUGUAAUGCUAUCUAUUGUUAUUACCAGGCACUUGGUCUUAUUUAUGUGAUCCCUUUCACAGUGUUUUAUACUCCAAACCCAAGCACCCCAUGUACUUUCACCUUGAGAUUCUCUCCAUCAUGGAUAUGACCCUUGCUUCCUUUGUAACCCCUAAGAUGAUUGUGAAUAUGGUAAAAGAAGAUGAAGAAGAAGAAGAGGAGGAAGAGGCAGAGGAUGAAGAAGAAAAACAUUACCUCCUCUGCUGGAUUUACUCAUAUAUAACUCCUUUAUCUCCUGGAUAGGGUUUCAGUGGUAUUCAUAAUCUACACAACAUGUAGCUGGUCAUUUGCAAACCUACACACUAUAUAUCCAUCAUCUACAAGAGGGUGCAUGUUUUGCUAGUAGUUAACUCACAGUUCAUCGGUCUCCUUCACUCCUGACACCCUUUGAUGUGAAGUUGCAUUUCUUUGUUCUCAACAUAAUAAAUAGCAUUUUCUGUGGUCUCCCUCUGGUUGCUAAAUGUGCUUCCAUAGAUACCUGUAAUAUACAGAUAGUAUUGUCAGCAGCACCAUGAUCUGAAUAGAUUUGUCAUGUUGCUUGCCUCCUACAGUCUGAUCUUCUUAACCAUUAGGAACCACUUAUUCUUAGCAGUAAAAGUUCUUUCCAGGGGCCAGCACUAUGGCUCAGCAGGUUAAGCUGUUUCCUGCAAUACCUGAAUCCCACAUCAGAGCACCAGUUUGAGUCCCAGUUGCCCUGCUUCCAACCUGCCUCCUUGCUAAUGUGCCUGGGAAUGCAAAGGAAGAUGACCCAAGUGCUUGGGAUCCUGCAACCGAUGUUGUAAGACCCAGAUGGAGUUCCCGGCUUUAAACUCACCCAGCCUGAAUGUUGCAGGCAUUAGAGGAGUGAACCAGCAGAUGGAAAACCUUUUUCUCUGAAUCUCUCUCUCUGUCUCUCUCCCUGUCUCUUUGUCACUCUGCUUUCAAAUAAAUUAAAUGCAUCUUUAAAAAAUUCCAGUCCAGCUUUACUCACAUCAUGGUUUACUCACAUCUUCCUUUACCCAUUCAUCUUUACUUAUACAUGCCCUGUAAGCAACUAUUCUGAGCAUAGAUUUCUUGCUAUAUUUAUAGCAUCGUUGCCCCUCUCUAGGCAAUCCUUUACAUGCUGUGAAACAAAGAACUGAAGAUAGCCAUGAGGAAACUGGAAAGCUUUUGUGAGUUUAGCCAAGGAUAGUAAGGUUAAAAAUAUGAUUUAGAAGUAAACAAAGGAUUUUUAAUUAAGGUUUUCUUCUUAGAUUCAAGUAGUUGGACCAACAUAGAAUAAGGAAAGAAAAAUACAACAAUAUUAUAUAGAUCAAAGGGUACUUUUUUGAAGUACCCUUAUAUUUAGGUAGGAUUCAAAUAAUCAAGGUGCUCUAAAAUCUUUAAUAUUCAUAUUUAUUAUUAUAGAGAUUUAAAAUAUGUGAAAUGAAAUCUUACAAGACUGUAGUGAGACUUGGGAGUGCAUGUGGCACAGUGGUUAAGUUUCCUCUUGGGGCAUAUCCCAUAUACGUCCCAUAUUGAACUGCUUGGUUUUAGUCCCAACUUCUCUGCUUCAGAUCUAGCUUCCUGCUAAUAUGCUCACUGAAGGGAAUUAGAUGACAGCACAAGUACUGAAUCCCUGCAAUCCUGUAGAACUGGAUUGCAUUCCAUAUUCCUGAAUUUAGCCAAGCCCAGUCCUGGUUGUUGAAGGCAUUUGGGAGUGAACUAACAGAUGGAAGAUUUUUGUCUCUCUUGCUCUCUGUCACUUUUUCAAAUAAAAUGAAGAUAAAUAAAAUUUUUUAAAACUACAGACAGAAAAACAAUGUAAUCAAAGAUUUUGGUAUGCUUCUCUCAAUAAUUGGUAGAAAAAAAUCACAAAACACAUAAGAUAAAUAGUAGACCUGAAUAACCAACUUGAUGCAGUUGCCAUUUUUACAACACUUUGAUCGAAAGAGGUACCUUUCUCUGAAGGGAGGAGAGAACUUCCACUUUGACUAUGACCUUGUCUAAAUAAGAUCAGAGUCGGCGAACUCAAAAAGCUUCCAUAGCCUUGGCAGCUCAUGACAAGAGCCUAGGGUGAUUACUGACGCCAUAAACAAGAGUGUCAAUUUGUUAAGUCAACAACAGGAGUCACUGUGCACUUACUCCUCAUGUAGGAUCUCUGUGUCCUUAAUGUGUUGUACAUUGUGAAUUAAUGCUAUAGCUAGUACUCAAACAGUAUUUUACACUUUGUGUUUUUGUGUGGGUGCAAAUUGUUGAAAUCUUUACUUAAUAUAUACU
Messenger RNA from Oryctolagus cuniculus (rabbit), 11009 nucleotides. The record is from RefSeq and is a predicted model, not a curated record. NCBI's taxonomy places the organism in Eukaryota, Metazoa, Chordata, Mammalia, Lagomorpha, Leporidae.